Messenger RNA from Jatropha curcas, 1139 nucleotides. RefSeq names its product ethylene-response factor C3. NCBI's taxonomy places the organism in Eukaryota, Viridiplantae, Streptophyta, Magnoliopsida, Malpighiales, Euphorbiaceae. The record is from RefSeq and is a predicted model, not a curated record. Gene Ontology annotation, biological process: ethylene-activated signaling pathway; regulation of DNA-templated transcription. Gene Ontology annotation, molecular function: DNA binding; DNA-binding transcription factor activity.
AAAAGUGCAACUCAUCUCCUAUUCUUUUACCUUCACGUUUUUUUACCCUUCUCAGUAAUUUUAAUACUUCCGUAACUGUAAAAUCCUACUUCUCUAUCUUCUUUGCUGCGAAUAUAAAAGGGAUACCAGGCUUCCAUUUUUGUAUACCUCAGGCUCAGGCUCAGUAUGCACUUCUAAAAGCAUACCAAACAGUCAACCAACUAAACAUUCCAAAUCUCGUUACCAGAUUCACAUGGAUUCCUCAAAUUUUUACUCUCCCAAUUCUGAUUUCUCAUCGGAAUCUUCUUUCGGAUCGCCGGAAUCCUUCUAUAGCCCAUCGUUUAACCAAGAUUCUCUCCCUUUCAAUGAAAAUGAUUCCGAAGAAAUGCUUUUGUAUGGACUAAUUUCAGAGGCAACGCAAGAAACGUCAAAAAUGGAUUAUUCGAACAAAAAAAUCAAAGAAGAGGAGGUGAGUUCAAUAAUAAAACAAAACACAAAGAAGGAAAGCAAAUCCUUCAGAGGUGUAAGGAGGCGGCCAUGGGGAAAAUUCGCGGCGGAGAUAAGAGAUUCAACUAGGCAUGGAAUAAGAGUAUGGUUAGGGACAUUUGAUAGCGCAGAGGCAGCUGCUUUAGCUUACGAUCAAGCUGCUUUUUCAAUGAGAGGAGCUGGGGCUGUACUGAAUUUUCCAGUUGAAAGAGUAAAAGAGUCACUUGAGGAUAUGAAAUACAGCCAUGAAGAAGAUGGCUGCUCACCUGUUGUAGCUCUUAAAAGAAAACAUACUAUGAGAAGGAAAAUUAUGAGCAGAGCCAAGAAAGAAAACGUCGUCGUUUUGGAAGAUUUAGGUCCUGAUUACUUGGAGCAGCUUCUUUCUUCCUCUGAAAAUGCUACACCUUGGUCAACCAAGUUCAUCUAGACUUAUUUGCUUCAUCUUUAUCUUUUUGUCUCACGUCAUUGCAAUGGUUGGAGAAACGAUUGUUUUUUUGAAUUUAGGUGUGUACCUUGAUAUCUUUUUUUUUUUUUUUUCCCUUGUAAAGUUUAUAGGGAUUUACUAAUUAAAUAUUGUAGUAAUUAAUCUUGUGAGUUUCAAUCACUGAUUUAAGUAUCAAUUCACAAGUUCCAUCUUCAUGUUGGAAACAGAGGACUCUGUAAAUUAAACAGAG